Messenger RNA from Mollisia scopiformis, 564 nucleotides. RefSeq lists its product as uncharacterized. NCBI's taxonomy places the organism in Eukaryota, Fungi, Ascomycota, Leotiomycetes, Helotiales, Mollisiaceae. The record is from RefSeq and is a predicted model, not a curated record. The coding region runs from base 123 to 473 and encodes 116 amino acids. The transcript has 2 exons.
AAGGGGGGUGAGAGUUCCAUAUCGAGGUGAGAAUUUGCAACCAUCUCAGAUCCACGCCAUCAGUAUCUCAGCCACAUUCCAUUCCUGCAAAUUCCCAUAGCAAAGAAGGGAACCUCGCCACAAUGGUGGCUUCCAACCAGACAUUUGAGACUUACAUUAUGGAAGACUUCAUUGGCCUUCACAUCCUGGGACAUUUACAGUACCCCUCCACAACGCCACACUAUUUCUAUACAAGGCUGCCCAGCUACCUUCAAUCUGUUCUGCUGACCAGUCGGCAACUUACCAUUGACCUCAUAUGUCUCAACAUGACUCCACCACCGCCUUCUACAAUCAUGAAUCCGGACGAUCACUUCCCAAAGCAUCAACGACGAAGCGUAUCACACGCUCCAUCCAUCAGCCUCUUCACUGACCUUCCAGCCUCGCCCCUCGUUCUGCCAAAACUCGUAUUACAAGCAGCAGCAAAUACAGACUGACUGCCGAAGAGGGUGUUGCACUGAUCGAGAUGAGGGUGUACUGCAUUGGAGCUUGGACUCCCCACACUUUUAUCGAGGUGUGUGUCCUAUU